CAUCUCAUCUGCGCCUGCCGCCUCCCGGUCCCACGCUGCUGCCCGCCCUCUCCGACCCCAGCUGAGAGGUAACGCGUCCCGGACUGAGCCCCUGUGGGUGUGGCCCGGGAUCGCUUGCACCCCGUCGCCCUGUCGCCGCACUUUGGUCGCCUCCCGCGCCCACCUCCUCAUUUCUGUCUCCUCCCUCAGUCCCUCUAAGUCCCUGCCCCCAGCUGUGGGACACUGAAAGCCCCAGGAACUAGUCACGAUGUCAGAGGCGGCGGGAAAUCUCAAUAGCCUCCGCUUGGCGAAUGUGGCCCUGCGAGAGGAAUUAAAUGCCCUUCGAGGAGAGAAUGCCCAUCUGGGCCUGCAGCUCGGAAGAGCCUUGGCUGAGGUUAAUUCCCUGCGGGGCAAUGUCUCGAGCUACGUUCGCUGGCCGAUACCCAUAGUGCCCGUCCUUGCCGAGGAGAACUUUGAAUUACUGAUCAGUGAGACCGAUCCCGCUCCCGAGGAGGAGGUGCCUUUCCUGUGCUGGCCUCCUCCUCGCACAGAUCCCGAGUAUGUCUCAGAUGAUCUUUUGAUUAACGUGGUCCAGGACUAUACCAACCCCGACGGGUCCGUUGAAAAUCCUGUGUCACCCAGCCUGUCCCAGUCGGAGCUGCACUCCCCCGCGUCAAAGGAGCCACCCCUACAGGCCCUUCUGCCACCGCUGGAGCGGCCAGACAUAGAACCCUUUUCAGGCGACCCAGUCUACCUGGCUGAAUUUCUGAUGCAGCUAGAGAGUUUCAUAGCAGAUCAUGAGGAUCACUUCCCUGGGGGCGCGGAACGGGUGGCCUUUCUGAUUUCUUUUUUCACAGGGGAAGCGAGAGACUGGGCUAUCUCAGUCACUCAGGAAGGAAGCUCCUUGCAUGCCAACUUCCCGCGCUUCCUGGAUGAAAUCCGUAAGGAAUUCUGUGGCCCCAUCCCCUCACGCGUAGCUAAAAAGGCCAUCCGUAAGCUCAAGCAGGGAGACUGUACUCUGGGCAGCUAUGUAGAUGCUUUUCAAUUCUUGGCCCAGUUCUUGUCUUGGGAUGACUCUCGCCUCCAAAACCAAUUCCUCAAAGGUUUGUCGGAUUUUUUCCGAAAGGAACUCUUAUGGUCAACUGAAAUGGCAGACCUGGAUGAGCUGAUUCUUGAGUGUAUGGAGAUAGAAAAGAAAGCGCGUGUCCCCAAGGCAGCCCCACUCCCUGGAGUUCAAAAUAGCGUCUACCAUUUUGUUCCAGUUCCUAAUGAGGAUGAAAAUGAAGGUGUGGAGUGCUACAGUGAGAAUGAGGAUGAGGGUGAAGAGGCAGGCGGGCACAGGAUUUAUUUGAUGGAUCAGAGGAAGCACAUGGAUGUUUUCUCACAAGAGCUGAGGGAGGAGGAGGAGGAGGAGAUGAUGAGGAAGGAGGAAGAAGAGAUGGAGGAUGAGGAAGAUGAGGAUGAUGAAGAUGAGUAUGAGUAUGAAGAUGAGGAUGAGGAGGAUGAGGAGGAGGAAGAGGAGGAAGAAGACAAGGAGGAGGAGGAGGAGAUGAGCAAGAAUGAGGAUGGUGGUGAAAAUAAGUACGAGGAGGAAGAUGAAAUUGAGGUUAGGGUCCUGGAGCCAGAAGAGGAGCAAGGGAGGGAAGAGAUCCAACAUGUGUAUUUGCACGACUACAUGCAUGUACACAUGCAUGCACUUGCUGCCCACCAUCAUGGCCUACAUGGAGAGCUGAUAGAGAUAGAAGAACCUGUCCUUGUUGACACUUCAACCCAGACCAUUAGCUCUGGGAUAGGCUACCAUGCUGAGAAUUACCUAAGCAUAUCACCUUCCAUACAUUCUAGCAGGCAGAGGAACCAGAAUCGAGUCCCACUUCUGGAGGGUCUUCCAGAUACCAAUGCUCCCUUCUACAGCUCUCCACCACUGAUUCGCCAUGCCAGUCGUUUGGGGCAACGCCAAAUGCGAAGACGUCCCUCAGUGCUAUUCUGCCUCAGUCCUAGACAGGGGGGCCACCGAGCUCAAGGCCGAAUUCGAGUGUGAAUGCUGGGGUGAGUUGGCCACGGGGAACACACCCUUCUACUACAUCCCUUGCCUUUGCUAUUGCUGCUGUAUCUGCCCCAUCUACUGACCAGUCCUUAAGAAAGCGCUCCAGGCCUGAAGAACUCAAAGAACACCUGCAGAAUUGCAGACUGGCUUGCAGCCACAACCAGAGAGUGAAAUGUGCCCAACCAAGGCUAACUAGGGAAGGAGAGGUCAGUAGUCACUGUCCUCUUGCCAGGUAUUCUGCUCAGUUCUAACACAAGAUGGAGAGCAAGUUUCUGGGCCUGUUCUUGUAAAUGCACUGGUCACUUGUGUCUUCUCCUCUAGUUGUCCCCAGUCUUUGCCUCUCCUGUGUUUCUUUGCCCUGUGUCCUACGGUUUUAUCCUGACUGGCUCAACAGGACUUCACCCAAUGCCUCAGUGAUCUGCCCCCAGUGAUCUGAAGGACAGGUUCCAUUAAACUCUGAUGCCACUGAGGCCACUUACUAGACAAUGAACAGGAUGGCACCAAGAAAUAUAUACUUGCCCUAUGUCCAGCAGAAGGACCUGAAAGGGGAACCUAUACCUAGUGCAGUGAGAAUAUGCAAAGUCAUGCGUGCAAUGGACAGCUUGACUCGAGAUUUACUCUCUUUGGCUGAUGGUGGCAAACUGACUUCACUUUCAGUACUGGAUUUACCUUCCCUCAGACUCCUGCACCAGGACCCUUUAGCAGGCUUGGCCCUUCUUCCCUUAAAGGACUGGUAUUAAGGGGAGGGGGAGGCAGAGCUGGCAGCAGCAUCACAGCUCAGUUUGACAUCCUAAGGAGUGAACAGGGCCCUUUUUUGCCCAGCUAGGCUUUGGCCUGCAGCUCCAGCUAGAGGCCUCUGAGGAGACUGUAUCCUCAAGGUGGUGGAGGUGGCCUUGCUGGCCUACUCUUUAAGCUUCUCUGACUCUAAGGAAUCUUCAGUUCUGAAAGAAGAAGACAGGGCCAGCUCUCCAGAGACUGCACCCAUGAAGCAGUGCUGCCCAACACCUCCACGGCCCUCCAGGCCUGGUGCCAGCAUGGCUUAAGCCAUGACUGCCUCCUACACAUUCCAGGGCCUUUGUGGGCACAAAUUCAGGUGCCCUUAGAAAGAGACCUGCUGUCCAGUUUGGGUCCAGAAAAUACUGUGGCUGGAGUGAAAACUACACAUGUAAUAUGUCAGUUCUGGCCACAAAAUGGCAGCCCAAUUCACUGCUGGUCCAACCUGACCCUGGACACUGAACUUGCUGCACAGUGCCUAGCAGCUGAGCAAGUUCAGCCCCUGGGGUCUGACCAGCAGGAAACUGCAAAUAGAGUAUGUUCCUCAUUGGAAUCUGAAGAUGAGGACCCAGCUCUCCAGAAUUUGAAGCAAAGACCAGAGGAAGGAACCCAAGGAAGAGGAAUCCCAGACAGACCUAGUCCUCAGACUGGUUUAGGGUGAGAUCUCUGUUCAUCAGCAAGAGCUUCUUUCCUCAGGUGAGGGUUCCAGAAGGAAAAGCGCCAUUCUUCGAAGCUACGGACCCUGUCUGCUGAUGUCAACAUGCUGGUCAUGCUGUCUGUGUGCUUGUGGAGAACUGCAAAGGGCAGGUGUCCUGUACCUCACAUUCCAGAGACCUCCUUGGCACAGGCCUUGCUUGACCCUGUGGUGCUUCUUACUCUGAUCAUGUGUAGCCUCAGCCAGGGAGAGCACACUUGAGCAGUAAACUGGUUUGUAGGCCUCUGGGGGCAGAGGGGGCUUGGACUUCCUUUGACCUUUUCCCUUCUUUCCCAGAUCUUCAAUAUUUUUUGUGAUGUGACAGCUACAGGAGCUGUCCGAAGCUUUGAGUGCCUCCUUGGGUUGGGGUGGGGGGUGGGGGGAUGCAUGCUGGGUAUAAGGGUAGCUCAAGAAUACCUGGAGACUUGGGAGAAACAAAUAUGUUACUGUCGUGACUGUUACUGUUGCAUUAUUGUGUUGUGAAGAUAAAUUGUUCUGUACGCUAAAGCUUUCUCUCCUCAAUAAAAAAAAAGGGUGUGUAAA
Messenger RNA from Phodopus roborovskii (desert hamster), 4034 nucleotides. It is a transcript of the gene Rtl5, whose product is annotated as retrotransposon Gag like 5. The transcript is spliced from 2 exons. The coding region runs from base 248 to 2017 and encodes 589 amino acids. The record is from RefSeq and is a predicted model, not a curated record. Lineage: Eukaryota; Metazoa; Chordata; Mammalia; Rodentia; Cricetidae.